This is a messenger RNA of Periconia digitata, 1599 nucleotides long. The record is from the annotation of a GenBank genome assembly. Lineage: Eukaryota; Fungi; Ascomycota; Dothideomycetes; Pleosporales; Periconiaceae.
CUCACUAUCUCUCCCAUUCCGCAUUAGCCUUGUUCAAUCCACACAAUACCAACGAAUAUGUCGAAACUCGAUGUGACCCAGCUUUUCGGUGUGAAGGGGUUGGUAGCUGUAGUCACGGGCGCUGGCUCCGGCCUGGGUAAAGCCAUGGCUCAUGCAUUGGAUAUCAACGGUGCAGCCAAAGUGUUCAUCCUUGGCCGCCGCGAGUCCAAACUGAAGGAGGUGGCAGCGGAAGCGAAAAAUGGUUCCCUCAUUCCAGUUGUAUGCGACAUUACCUCAAAGGAUUCUCUGCAGGCUGCAGCAUCGAAAAUCCAGGCAACAACCCCCUUUCUGAAUCUUGUUGUCGCCAAUUCAGCCAUCGUGGGAGAAGUGACGAGUAUGGCCCCCAGACCAGCAGAGCAGGGCCUUGAUGAGCUUCGAAAGGAACUGUGGGAUAAGACUCCUUUCGAAGAUGCCAGUCAAGUCCUCAGUACUAACAUAGCCGGAUCGUACUUCACGUUCCUCGCCUUUGCAAGCUUGCUAGGAGCAGGGAAUACGCACCCUGAUAGCAUAGGAAAGAGUGGGCUGCUACAAAGUCAAUUCGUCAAUGUUACUAGUACUGUUGGUUUGAGCCGAGCCGAAUCCCCUAGCUUCAUCUACGUAGCUAGCAAGGCUGCUCUGAAUCACUUGAUGAAGACUCUUUCGUCGGAGUUCAGCAAGCACACUAUCCGGGCCAAUGCUAUUGCCCCUGGUUUGUUUUACACUGAAAUGACCGAGGGCUAUAUCCCAGAGAAUUUCGGAACCGUUGGCGCCUUACCGUGGCAAGACAUACCCGCAAGACGCACAGGAGGACAAGAGGAUAUAGCCGGAGCCGUGCUUUACCUGGCGUCGAGAGCAGGUUCUUUCCUGAACGGAUGCAUCUUGCUGGUUGAUGGCGGAAUGCUUUCCGUUCGCCCUGGCUCUUACUAGAUGCGCGGUUGACCUUUGGUUUUGAGAUCUUUUGAACUAUCGGCGGUGUUUUGUUAGUCUCGAUGGCUUUUCUGGUGGUGUAGUCCGCCAUUUCUCGAUUUUUGUGACGGAUCUUGUCUUGGCCUCUCUCUUACCUCACGCCCUCUUGAUCAUAUAUAUACCCUCAGAUCUUCAGUCACCACAUAUUACAAUAUCAUACUCUGUCACCGGUGGAUCAUUGAGUCUAUGUACGAACUACGUAUUUUAGAGUGCGGCAAUGGUGCAAUUGGUGGUAUAUUUUGCGUUUUCAAACGAUUAAGGGUGUGCUCUUCCCAGCGUCACCUCCCAAAUUCUAUUAUACAAAACCCCCUUUCAUGUCCCACCUCACUGUGAUUCACAGCGAAACCAGUGCGAUUCUUCUUCUCAGCGCCACCUUAUACCUCAACCGCGUGAUAAACCAUCGCUGUGUGUAGGAACACUUAAAGUCCAACUCAAAAUCAACACCUCAACCGCGGUAUCCUUGCUUAAUCCAUCUUUCUUCUCUGCACCAUCCACCCUGAACGCAUCGGCAAUUCCCUUCUUUGGAGUUUGCAAACUGAUGAGCCUGCGCAAAAGCGUAAGAUUGAUUAUUGACUUAGCGUUACAUAGUGCUAAGUAGUAAAUAUCUAACUCUUU